AGGCAGCGGCUGCACGUCCGUCCAGAGAGAGAGGGGGAGCUCACGCCGCAUAGCGUUGCUGCCGAAUGAAACCGACAGUCAUAUUCACGGUCUUUUCAAAUGGAUGUCUCCUUUGACACCGCCUUUUGACACUGGACGGUUCUCUUGUAGCCGCGUUGAGCGUGAGAAACACCCCAUCCCCGGCUCCGUUUUUGAGGUAACUGGUUUGUCUCGACGACACGGAGAGGACCACACUCCCCGCGCCACAGCCGCCGAUACCGUCGUUAGCUCGCUAAGCUAGCUAGCCCGCUCACUUAGCUGUGAUACUUUGUACCGUAUCGGCGUCAGUUUUCUGCCUCGUAGCUAGCCUGCGGUGUCUUGCUCCACGGCAGUGGAUUGAGGUGACCCGUCACUCAAGGAGCAUGUCUGAGUGACAAGUGAAGGAGGUAGCGGGAUCUCUGACGCUCCGCCCCCUCUGCUGGUGGAGCACCCUGCACAUCUGACCAGAGACAUCUUUAGUCUUGGACAGGAUGCGGAGGUUUGCCUACUGCAAGGUGGUUUUAGCCACCUCUCUGGUGUGGGUGAUGCUGGACAUGUUCAUUCUGCUCUACUUCAGCGAGUGCAACAAGUGUGAUGACAAGAAGGAGAGAGGACUGCCCGGGAGAGACGACACCCUCAACAGGCCGCGGGACGGGCCAGGUGAAGGGGGGAAACCUGUGGUGAUCCCUAAGGAGAACCAGGAGAAGAUGAAGGAGAUGUUUAAGAUCAACCAGUUCAACCUUAUGGCCUCUGAGAUGAUUGCCCUAAAUCGUUCACUGCCUGACGUUCGCCUGGAAGGGUGCAAGAACAAGUUAUACCCUGAUAAUCUUCCUCGCACCAGCGUGGUGAUUGUAUUUCACAAUGAGGCGUGGAGCACACUGCUGCGAACCGUCCACUCCGUCAUCGACCGAUCUCCACACACACUGCUAGAGGAGAUUGUCCUAGUGGACGAUGCCAGCGAGAGAGAUUUCCUAAAGCGGCCAUUGGAGCAGUAUGUCAGAAGGCUUGAAGUACCUGUCAGAGUGGUGAGGAUGGAGCAGCGGUCGGGACUUAUCCGUGCUCGUCUCAAAGGAGCGUCCAUCUCCAUUGGCCAGGUUAUAACCUUUCUGGAUGCUCAUUGUGAAUGCACAACAGGGUGGCUAGAGCCUCUGCUUGCCCGCAUCAAGCAAGACAGGAGAACGGUGGUGUGCCCCAUCAUCGACGUGAUCAGCGAUGACACGUUCGAGUAUAUGGCAGGGUCUGACAUGACGUACGGAGGCUUCAACUGGAAGCUCAACUUCCGCUGGUACCCCGUACCCCAGAGAGAGAUGGACCGCCGCAAAGGAGACCGCACUCUGCCUGUCAGGACUCCCACCAUGGCAGGCGGCUUAUUCUCCAUAGACAGAGAUUAUUUCCAAGAGAUCGGCACUUAUGACGCAGGCAUGGACAUCUGGGGUGGAGAGAACCUGGAAAUCUCUUUCAGAAUCUGGCAGUGCGGUGGGACACUAGAAAUUGUCACAUGCUCUCAUGUGGGUCACGUGUUCAGAAAGGCAACGCCCUACACGUUUCCCGGAGGAACGGGACAGAUCAUCAACAAAAACAACCGACGCCUGGCAGAAGUAUGGAUGGAUGAAUUUAAAAACUUCUUCUAUAUCAUCUCUCCUGGUGUGACCAAAGUGGACUAUGGUGACAUCAUGUCUCGCACUGGUCUGAGACAAAAGCUUCAAUGUAAACCCUUCAGCUGGUACUUGGAGAACGUCUACCCUGACUCCCAGAUCCCCAGGCAUUAUUACUCACUGGGAGAGAUACGCAACGUGGAGACCAACCAGUGCCUGGACAACAUGGCCCGCAAAGAGAAUGAGAAGGUCGGAAUUUUCAACUGCCACGGCAUGGGAGGCAAUCAGGUAUUCUCCUACACGGCCAAUAAGGAGAUCAGGACAGACGACUUGUGUCUAGACGUGUCCAAGCUAAACGGACCCGUCAUGAUGCUCAAGUGCCACCACCUCAAAGGCAACCAGCUCUGGGAGUACGACCCUGUGAAGCUGACUCUGGUCCACGUCAACAGUAACCAGUGUCUGGACAAAGCCAGCGAGGAGGACAGCCAGGUGCCCAGCGUCAGAGACUGCACACACACACGCUCUCAACAAUGGCUGCUCCGCAACGUCACACUACCAGAGGUCUUCUGACCACACUCUGCACACUUACAAACACACACACUCACACACAGCGGCCCAGAGUAAGCAAUGAGGGGAAUGGAUGUGUUUAUUGAAAUUGGGCACCAGAAAAGGAAAGACUUCCCAUGAGGGGACUCGGGAAGAGAGGAGGACGGAUUGGACGGUACUACCUCUGCCAGAGAUCAGAGGGAGGAGUGUGUUUGACCCUCCUCAGAGCGGGAAGAGAGAAAAGACUCCCUCUAGGAGACGAUGGGUGUUGUUUUACGUUUGUCUUGUUUUUUUGUUUUUUUUAAAGAGAUUUUAACUGCGCAGAGUGACUCGCUCUUGGGAAUUAAUAUGAGACUGGCUGGUGGAGUCGAGGUUCUGCACUCACAGCUUCCCUGGACAAAGCAGUCCACCCCUCAACUCAUCACUUAAGGUUUACUGACUGCCUCUUAUGAGAGAGUGUGUGCACUUCUAUGUGCGUAUGUAUGUGUGUGAGUGAAUGGGUGUGUGUGAGAUGAACGUAUGCUGAGAGAUGGGGGCUGAAUUCCUUGUUGAUUUCUUCUUCUUUUUUAUUUAAUUUUGUAAUGGAUUUUGAAAAUGAACUCUGGUGAACUCCUAUGAAGAAGGGUGCAUGAGUACGUGAGCGUGUGUGUAUGUGUGAGACUGUCAUGUAUGCAUGUGUCAGAGCCCCUCCUACAGUCUUGCAGCAGUGUAUGUCUCCCUCUGGUGUUACUCCUUGGCAUUUCAUCCAACAGACUGAAGCCUCCAAGGGAAUGCACACACAAAAAAAGAAAAAAGAGGACCGAAACAUGACGACCCUACGUCGGCAGAGAUCUAGUGAUAGAGAAAAAUUAUGUUUGUGAUAUCUUGAGAUUUCUAUGUCCAGUUUUUACAUGGCUUUGUCUGUUUCUACAGUCCUGUGAGAGUGCCACAGAGCAGUAACCCUAGUCUGUCUGUCCGUCUCUGUUGUCUUUAAAGAUGUUUAACAUAGAGCUAACACACACACACACAGAGGACUCUACAUAUAUAACUGGUGUUCACUGCCUCAUGUAGUGUUAAACCACAGGGAACUCUCCCACAAGGCACUACAUAGUCACACACACACAAACACACACAUCCUGUAUACAUAUAGGAAAGAGGCUGCACUAGCCUGAUUCUUUAAUCCAUUCUGGCAUAUCUUCUUCUCAAUGACCUCUUAAAAAAUACACUCCAAGGGCUUUUUUCCUCCGGUGGAGUGUGUGGAUGGAUGCAUCGGUGUGGGUGUGGGUGUGGGUGCGAGCGCGUGAGCGUGGAUGUGUCUUCAGUACUAAUCUCACUCAUCAUCAACUCCCUGUUUACUAGAACACACAGCUUUCCAAAUCCUCGCUGUUGGACAACCAAGAGCCCCGUAGCAUAGCCUGACAGCAGAUCAGCAUAUUCCUGCUUCCGUUGUUUAAAAAAAAAAAAACAGAAAAAGAGCAAAAGCUACUUUUAUUUGCUGAA
Molecule: messenger RNA, 3638 nt
Organism: Toxotes jaculatrix (banded archerfish)
Lineage: Eukaryota; Metazoa; Chordata; Actinopteri; Toxotidae
Gene: galnt1
Product: UDP-N-acetyl-alpha-D-galactosamine:polypeptide N-acetylgalactosaminyltransferase 1
Exons: 14
Coding region: 510-2183 (557 amino acids)
Cellular component (GO): Golgi apparatus
Source: RefSeq, a predicted model, not a curated record